CACGCCACACUCAAGAUGGCGUCAGGCGGCGCCCCGCCGUGGCGGGCGGGGCGCACGCGGGUGACGUUAGCGCUCCGGGCAUGGGCAGGUGCAGGAGGUGGCGGUGGCCGGAGUUGGGCCGGCGGUAGCGGCGGGAGAGGAGGAGGCGGAGGAGGAAGGGGCUCGGACUCGGCCGUGCUUCGGGGACAGCCGGGACACCGCAGCGCCUCCUCUCCGCUCUCUCGCCCCUCGGGGACGCUCCCCCUCGCGGCGCGGAGGGCGGCGGGCGCGGCGCGGCCAUGGCCGAGGAGCCCAGCGCGCUGCCCUGGUCCAUCAACAAGGAUGACUACGAGCUGCAGGAGGUCAUCGGGCACCCCGGUUCAUUUUGGGGCGAUCACACCUCUCAGCAGUUUCGGAGCCCCGCGCUGCUUUGGUUCCUGCACGGAGGGUUUGGUAGAGCCGCCGAACGAGCCUUUUACGCUGGGAUUUUGCUGCUGCCGGAGUGGAGCCACUGCGGUGGUCCAGGCAGCCUUCUGCGCUCCGAAGAAGGAGAAGGUGGCGAUUAAACGGAUCAAUCUUGAGAAGUGUCAGACGAGCAUGGAUGAACUCCUGAAAGAAAUUCAAGCCAUGAGUCAGUGCCAUCACCCCAACAUUGUAUCUUACUACACAUCGUUUGUGGUGAAAGAUGAGCUUUGGCUGGUGAUGAAGUUGCUUAGUGGAGGCUCUGUUUUGGAUAUUAUCAAGCACAUUGUGGCCAAAGGAGAACACAAGACUGGUGUCCUGGAUGAAGCCUGUAUAGCCACAAUCCUUAAGGAGGUGCUGGAGGGACUGGACUACCUGCAUAAAAAUGGGCAAAUCCACAGGGAUGUGAAAGCAGGAAAUAUUCUUCUUGGAGAAGAUGGCUCAGUGCAAAUUGCAGACUUUGGUGUUAGUGCGUUCCUGGCCACUGGUGGUGACAUUACCAGGAAUAAAGUCAGGAAAACCUUUGUGGGCACACCUUGCUGGAUGGCACCAGAAGUUAUGGAACAGGUCAGAGGAUAUGAUUUCAAGGCAGACAUCUGGAGCUUUGGGAUCACUGCUAUUGAACUGGCCACAGGAGCAGCUCCUUACCAUAAAUACCCGCCGAUGAAGGUUUUAAUGCUGACACUACAAAAUGAUCCUCCAUCUUUGGAAACUGGUGUGCAAGAUAAGGAAAUGCUGAAGAAAUAUGGGAAAUCAUUUAGGAAGAUGAUUUCAUCGUGCCUACAAAAAGACCCUGAAAAAAGACCAACAGCAGCAGAACUCCUAAGACACAAAUUUUUCACAAAAGCAAAGAAUAAAGAGUUUUUACAAGAGAAGAUGUUGCAGAGAGCACCAACAAUCACUGAAAGAUCCAAAAAGGUCCGGAGAGUCCCAGGCUCCAGUGGGCGUCUUCAUAAGACUGAAGAUGGUGGCUGGGAAUGGAGUGAUGAUGAGCUUGAUGAAGAAAGUGAGGAAGGCAGAGCAGCAAUUUCACAGCUCAGGUCUCCCAGAGUGAAAGAACCUGUACAGAAUUCCGAGCUGUUUCCAUCAGCUGAGCCUCCAGGUCCUUCACUCAAUGCUCCAGCACAGGCACCUACUGAACUACCUCAGGCUGCAGGACAAGCACCUGCACAACCUCCAACUGCUGUACCUCCACCCAGCCAGGCUCCUCCAGCAGCCCCAGCAGCAGCCCCAGCAGCAGCAGCAGCCCCAGCAGCAGCCCAGGCCCCACCUCCAGCCCCUGCUGCAGCUCCGGUACAGGAAGAUGUGAGAGUCCCCAUCAACCUUGUAUUAAGGUUAAGGAAUUCAAAUAAAGAGCUCCAUGAUAUUCGGUUUGAAUUCACCCCAGGGAAAGAUACUGCAGAUGGUGUGUCUCAGGAGCUCAUUUCAGCAGGUCUUGUUGAUGGCAGAGAUCUGGUAAUAGUUGCAGCUAAUUUGCAGAAAAUUGUGGAAGAGCCCCAGGCAAACAGAUCCAUCACUUUCAGACUGGCAUCUGGUGUCGACGGCUCAGAAAUUCCGGAUGAUGGCAAACUUAUAGGAUUUGCACAGCUCAGCAUCAGCUAAACAUUGGUCCCAGGAGAUGUUUCCCAACAGAGAACCCACAUGUGCAUAUUCGUAAUGCUUCUGUUAGCCUAAAAAAAAAACCACUACUGCCAAAGAAUUGAACUACAGCCCCCUUCCUAGAAGCUUUAACAUUUUCCUUAAUAGGAUCACAAACCUUCCUGAAAUUACCGAUGACGUUUACACCUUUUGUAAACAACUCUCAUGUUUUUGUAUCUGUCAUCUCAAACAUGCAGACCCAACACGUCAUUGCCUGCAUGUUCAUUUUAUUAUUGCCUUACUUUAAAGAAAAAUACUACUGAGUACGAAGCAGGGGGUUCCACUGCUCUGAUGAUCUUGCCUAAGUGUUUGCUUACAUGUGGUUUCAUUUUUUUUCACUUGCUGUUUUUGCACAAGUUUUAAUACUGAACGGAUUUUUUUUCUUUUUUGUUCUUUACCUGCUUCUCCUUCUAUCUGAAACACCAAUGUAAAUGUUGUUUGGGUCACCUGGAGUGCUGAGAAAUCUGCUUCUCUUUGGCUGUGCAUUUUAAAAUGCUGGUUUGAAUGCUUGCACCUGAGAAAGCAAGCAGAGUCUUAACCCACAGGAGGGAGAGCUUCCUUCCCUUGUGUUUGUGUUUUGGAGAAGUUCCUUGACUUUGAGGUGUUAGAAGUCAGCUUCCCUGUGUAAACUGCCUUAAUUUUUUUCUUUUUUCUUUAUCAUUUUGGUUCUCUCCACAUGAGUGCCAGGCAUGGCAUGAGGGCUGAACCUUUUAAUUUACAUUCAGCAGUCCUUGCUGCUUGCUUUCAUUCUGCAUCUUAUACGUAGUCUGUUCUUGAAGCAGACCAGGGAGGCAUUGCUGCCUGGAAACUGGUCUUUCAGAUGGUGAACUCAAUAUCCAUGGUCACAGGGAGAGGAGAUCUAUGUCACUCUGCCUUUGGAACAGAUGCACUUCCAAGUGUCCCUGAAACCCAGUUUGGUCAUGCCUGCCUGGCCUCCCAACGUGUUCCCCAGUCCUUUGCAAGCUGGUACCCGUGGAACCAUCCCUGUCGUGUUUUACAGCAAUAAAGAAUCACCAGUAGAGUGGCUGUGCUGGGCAAAAGCGGGCGCUGGGUUUGUCCCUCCUGCACUCAAUCCCUUGGGUCGUGGGGCUGCGCGUCAGCCCAAGCCUCGACGUUUGAUCAGGAUGUCACUGCACCCCUGUCACACACGUAUUUAGCUUUUCUUUCCAUGUGGUGUUGAAGUUGAGUUUCUACAUGAAUAAUAUAAAUUAUGCUCUGAGUUUGAUAAGAGACACUUGUAAUGCAAUAUGUGAAUAAUAAAUGGUGUUGACUUUUUUUUUC
Molecule: messenger RNA, 3360 nt
Organism: Haemorhous mexicanus (house finch)
Lineage: Eukaryota; Metazoa; Chordata; Aves; Passeriformes; Fringillidae
Gene: OXSR1
Product: oxidative stress responsive kinase 1
Exons: 19
Coding region: 16-2043 (675 amino acids)
Biological process (GO): protein phosphorylation
Molecular function (GO): ATP binding; protein serine/threonine kinase activity
Source: RefSeq, a predicted model, not a curated record